Bactrocera tryoni is the source of this 2657-nucleotide messenger RNA. RefSeq names its product histone H2B.v2-like. The coding region runs from base 1893 to 2582 and encodes 229 amino acids. The transcript has 5 exons. The record is from RefSeq and is a predicted model, not a curated record. Lineage: Eukaryota; Metazoa; Arthropoda; Insecta; Diptera; Tephritidae.
GUGAUGAAUAUUUUUUAAGUGGUAGCGAAAAUCCAAAUGACGCUGUAGAAGAGCGUCAUGUCGCCAUUCUUGAAAACACAAUUGAAGACAGCUUUAAUUGUGAAAUUCAUGACGAAAUUCUGAAAGCAAGAACAUUCCUUGAAAAAAAUAGGAAAUGGCAUUUAGAUGUAAGAAUAUCUUAUAAAAAUCUGCGUGCACUUUUGAAAAUUUUAAAUGAAAGUGGAUUAGAUGUUCCGUUAAGUCCGUCUACUUUGAUGCAAGUAAACUUGGAAAAAAUAUCAACAAAAGAUGUAUCUCCUGGUGAUUUAAUAUAUUUUGAUUUACAAAACCAAAUACAAAAAAUUGAAGGAAUUUCGAGUUUACUUCAAAUCAUAGUGUACAUAAAUAUUGACGGAUUACCUCUAUUCAAAUCUUCACAAAAGCAAUUAUGGCCAAUUUUAGUGAAAGUGGUUAGCUGUAAUAAAUCUGUUGUAUUUCCUGUUGCAAUCUACGAAGGAAAAACUAAACCUGAUGAUAUUUGUGUUAAUUUUGAGAGUUUUGUUGCAGAAUUGGAAAUUUUAUUAAAUAAUGGAGUUGCCACCAAUGGCAAAUUUAUUCCACUGAAUGUACGAGAUGUGAUAUGUGAUGCACCAGCAAAAUCUUUUGUUUGUGGUAUUGCUCAUCAUUCAUCAGCUCAUGGCUGCUCCAAAUGUACACAAAUAGCCAAAAAACAAAAAAAAAUUAGAGUAUUCCACUCAAGUUGGGAAUUUAAUUACAAAUGCUGAUUUUGCUGCAAGAAAAUAUAAAGAUCAUCAUUUGAAUAAAUUUAUUUCUUCAAAAUCACCUUUGGAAAAAAUAAAUUUAAAUAUGAUCAGUAAAGUGCCAUUGGAUCCAAUACAUUUCAUUGACAUGGGUGUUACCAAGAAAAUGUUGAUUACCUUAUUGAAAAAAAAAUCAAAGUACAAAAUGAGCAAAAGUAGCUAAGAACAAAUGUCAUCCCAAUUUAAGUUGAUAAGGAAAUAUAUUCCAAAAGAGUUUGUAAGAUUUCCAAGGAGUUUCAAAGAAAUUCACCAUUGAAAAGCAACAGACUUUCGAUAAUUUCUGCUUUACACUGGAAUCUUAUUGUUAAAAGACCACGUGCACGAAGAUUUUUAUUAUGAAUUUCUGCUUCUUCAUUGCGCGUGUAGACUUCUUUCUUGUGCAUCUAAUUAUUUACGAAAUUUGAGUACAGCCAGAGCUAUGUUACAAUUGUUUGUUGACAAUUUUGCAGUUAUAUUUGGCCGGGAGUCUGUAUCGUACAACGUCCAUGGUUUACUCCAUAUUUGCGACUGUGUUGAAGAAUUGGGUUGUCUUUACACAUUUUCAGCAUAUGAUUUUUAAAAUCAUUUGCAAUUAAUUAAAAAAAAAUGUCAGGAAGCCGACACAAAUUCUUCAACAAUUGGCAAAUAUAAAUGAAAUUUCAGAAUUUUUUUCAAUGAAAGCAAAAUAGAAAUUAAAGAAAAAAAUAAUAUAAUUACAAGUUUUAGGAUGAAAAUUUUUUAUUUAAGUUCAAAGACACAAGAUAAUGCUUGCGUUAUUUUGCCAGAUAUACCGUCUUCAAUUAAAAAAAUUUAAAAGUCAAAUGCAGGAGAAAUAAUAUUGGAAGCAGUCCGGUUUAAAGAUGUCCAUCCGUUCUUUACAGCUCCAUUCACUUCAUUAGCUCUAGGAAUAGAACUUUCGGAUUCAUUAUCUGAAGAAAUUGAAGAAUUUAAAGCAGAUGAUGUAGCAUAUAAAUUGAUGUUGCUUCCUUCUUCACAAAAUUUUCUACUAUUGCCUUUAUUAAAUAGCUGCACUUUUUAAUAGAUAACAAAAAACAAAAGGAAUAUAAAAAAAUAUAAUAUAAAAAAUAUAAUAUAAAAAAACCACAUAUUUAUAUGAAAAUGACUCAACAACAACCAAAUCAGAUAAGACAAUUUGACUUCAAAGAGAAUGAAAUAAUAUUUUAUGAUUCGCAAAUUCAUUCCGAAAACAACUAUAGCGCCAGCAGCAAUAACAACAACUAUCUCAAAACCAAUAAUAAUACCAACUUCCCCAACAGCAAUAGCAAAACUUGUGAAAGGUGCAAAUUUUUGGAGGCUAAAAUUGACGAUUUGAACACCAAAUUUGACAACAUGCUAGAUUACCUUAAAAAAAUGAUGGAAGUUCAGGCAAAGCAAAGCGCCCAAUUAAGCGUUCUUGCUAAUAAGGACGCAGAUAUGAGGAAUUUGAGCAAACUCUUCCUUAUUAAAACCAUUGAAGAAAUGGAAAGCGUCAAUAACGCCAUAAAUCAGGUGAACAUCAAUGAAUAUAUUAACGCAAUAAAACACUUAUUAAAGGGGGAUCCUGAAAAGCACUUUGAGAAAAUUAUCUCCAGAUCUAUGUGCAACGAAGUCAAUGUAGGCGGCGUCCAUGGCAAGAUUUGCCUCAAAAAAUAUACUUCCUUGUAUGAUGUGAUUAUAAUAACAGGUGGAUUGUCGGCGACGUCAGAAAAGCCCGAUAAGCAACUGUCGAAAUGCCUCCACAUUGUUAAAAAAAGGCUGUAUAGAUUAACCACAGUUAAUAAACUAAAAAUCGGAAAUAACUAAUAUAACACUAUUGACUUUUUUUUAUCUAGUUUUAGUAUAAAAACAGAUUUUUUUUUUUACUGAAUAUGUGAUCAU